AUGAAGAAGGCGAUGAAGACUGCGGGCUUGGUGGCCGAGAAGCUGACGUACCCGGCUGUGCGCCGCGGCGACCUGGUGGAGACGCUGCACGGCGUGCAGGUGGCGGACCCGUACCGCUGGCUGGAGGACCCGGACUCGCCCGAGACGCGCGAGUUCGUGACCAAGCAGAACGACGUGACGCAGCGCGUGUUCAGCCAGGUGCCGUUCGUGGGCGAGACCAAGGCGCGUAUGACGGAGCUCUUCAACUACGAGAAAUUCUCGGCACCGCGCAAGUACGGGGGCAAGUACGUCUACUCCAAGAACGACGGGCUGCAGAACCAGAGCGUGCUCUACAUCCAGGGCGAGCUGCACAGCGAGCCGCGCGUGCUGUUGGACCCCAACCUCCUGGCGGCGGACGGCACGGCUGCUCUCUCCAGUCGCGCCUUCUCGGAGGCCAAGCUUGGCGACGGCAAGCUGUUCUUCGCCCAUGGCAUCUCGCGCGGGGGCUCGGACUGGCAGACCAUCAAGGUCAUGGCCGUGCACGACGGCAACAAGAUCCUGGACGACACGGUGGAGUGGGUCAAGUUCUCCAGCAUCUCCUGGACCCAUGACGACAAGGGUUUCUUCUACUCGAGGUACCCGCCUCCGGAGAAGAUGAAGGACGACAAGCACGACGACGAAGAAGGCCCCAAGCGAGGCACCGAGACGGACUCCAACAUGAACCACCAGCUCUGGUACCACACGCUGCACACGCCGCAGUCGCAGGACAAGCUGGUGUAUGCGUACCCGAGCGAGCCCACGUUCAACGUGGGCGCCGAGGUCUCCGAUGAUGGCAAGAAGCUGCUGCUGUACGUGCAGGAUGGAUGCAAGAACGCCAACAUGAUCCACGUCGCUGACUUGAGCGACUUUGACAACUUCCUAAAGGGACCGAGUGACUCAACCAUCCCAGUUAUCAAGCUUGUGGACAACAUGGACUCGGCGUACUCGUACAUUCUGAAUGACGGAGACUACUACUACUUCAAGACCAAUGCGAACGCCCCGCGCGAGCGUGUGGUGCGCACCAAGCUGGGCGACGGCAGCGCUACGCCUGUGUGGGAAGAAGUGAUCCCAGAGCAGCCGGACUCUAUCGUGAUCGAAGGCGUCCACCCCGUGGCGCCGAACCUUUUGGUCGUGCAGCUCGUGAAGGACGUCCAUAACGAGCUCCACGUGUACAACCUGGACGGCGUGUUCCAGUACGAGAUCCCGUUGCCUAGUGUGGGCACUGUCGGAGUGGCCAGCAAACGCACGGAGUCGGAGCUGUUCUACCACUUCAUUUCCUUCCUCUACCCGGGAUCCAUCUUCCGCGUUGACCUGGCCAAGUCAACCCCGGGCUCGGCUCCUCCUGCCGAGCUCUUCCGGGAGACCAAGGUGAACGGAUUUGAUCCAAGCCAGUUUGAGGCGGAACAAGUCUUCUACCCGUCCAAGGACGGCACGAAGAUCCCGAUGUUCCUCGUGAAGCGCAAGGACGCACCCAAGAAUGGCGACUUGCCUGUGUACCUGUACGGCUACGGUGGCUUCAACAUUUCGCUCACGCCGGCUUUCAGUGUGUCGCGACUCGUGUUCGUCCAGCACUUUAACGGCAUGCUGGCGUUGCCCAAUCUGCGCGGCGGUGGUGAGUACGGCGAGCAGUGGCACCAGGACGGAAUGCUGCACAAGAAGCAGAACGUGUUCGAUGACUUCCACGGCGCUGCUGAGUACCUUAUCAAGGAGGGCUACACGAACCCGGAGAAGAUUGCCAUCCACGGUGGAUCCAACGGAGGUCUGCUCGUGGCGGCCACCAGUAAUCAGCGCCCCGAUCUCUACCGUUGCGCCGUGGGGGCUGUGGGCGUCAUGGAUAUGCUGCGCUUCCACAAGUUCACCAUUGGACACGCGUGGCGCACGGACUAUGGUGACCCGGACGUGGCUGACGACUUCAACUACAUUCGCCGCUACUCGCCAGUGCACAACGUGCCACAUGCUGGCAGUUCUAUCAUGCAAACGCUCGCGGAGCGUGGUGGGUUCCCGUCGGUUCUGCUGACUACGGGCGAUCACGACGACCGAGUUGUGCCCCUGCACUCGUACAAGCUCAUUGCGGAACUGCAACACCAGCUCGGCAACUCGGAGGCGCAGACCAACCCUCUACUUAUCCGAAUUGAUACGAAGUCUGGCCAUGGAGCUGGCAAACCCACCACCAAGAUCAUCGAGGAGACGUCCGAGGUGUUUGCCUUCAUCGCGUGGAACCUGGGCGCUCAGUUUGUUGCAUAAAGGAUAGUGAUCGCGUGCCUGGUAACAACGAUAAACGUGAUGACAAGCCUGCAGUCGCGAUGUCC
Phytophthora sojae is the source of this 2327-nucleotide messenger RNA. RefSeq lists its product as hypothetical. Gene Ontology annotation, biological process: proteolysis. Gene Ontology annotation, cellular component: cytosol. The record is from RefSeq and is a predicted model, not a curated record. The coding region runs from base 1 to 2262 and encodes 753 amino acids. The transcript has a single exon. Gene Ontology annotation, molecular function: oligopeptidase activity; serine-type endopeptidase activity. Lineage: Eukaryota; Oomycota; Peronosporomycetes; Peronosporales; Peronosporaceae.